AUGGCAGGAAAAGGAGAGGGUCCUGCUAUCGGAAUCGAUCUCGGGACCACAUACUCUUGUGUCGGCGUCUGGCAACAUGACCGCGUUGAAAUCAUUGCCAACGACCAAGGCAACAGAACGACGCCGUCUUACGUCGGAUUCACUGACACCGAGCGUCUCAUUGGUGACGCCGCCAAGAACCAAGUCGCCAUGAAUCCCAUCAACACUGUUUUCGAUGCCAAGAGGUUGAUUGGUCGUAGAUUUAGUGAUGCCCCAGUUCAGAGUGAUAUCAAAUUGUGGCCUUUUAAGGUCAUUGCUGGUCCUGCUGAUAAGCCAACUAUUGUAGUUAACUACAAGGGUGAGGAGAAACAAUUUGCUGCUGAAGAAAUUUCUUCUAUGGUGCUCAUGAAGAUGCGUGAGAUUGCUGAGGCUUACUUAGGGUAUACAGUAAAGAAUGCUGUUGUUACUGUCCCUGCAUACUUCAAUGAUUCUCAGCGUCAAGCAACUAAGGACGCUGGUGUUAUUGCUGGUCUUAAUGUCAUGCGUAUUAUCAAUGAGCCUACUGCAGCUGCCAUUGCAUAUGGUCUUGACAAGAAGGCAUCAAGUGUAGGCGAGAAGAAUGUCUUGAUCUUUGAUCUAGGCGGUGGGACCUUCGAUGUUUCUUUACUUACGAUUGAGGAGGGUAUUUUUGAGGUGAAAGCCACAGCUGGUGACACCCAUCUUGGAGGAGAGGAUUUUGAUAACAGGAUGGUGAACCACUUUGUGCAAGAGUUUAAGAGAAAGAACAAGAAAGACAUAAGUGGAAACCCCCGAGCACUUAGAAGGUUGAGGACCGCAUGUGAGAGGGCAAAGAGAACCUUAUCAUCUACUGCUCAGACUACCAUUGAAAUUGAUUCGCUGUACGAAGGAAUCGAUUUCUACUCCACCAUUACCCGUGCCAGAUUUGAGGAGCUCAAUAUGGAUCUCUUUAGAAAAUGUAUGGAACCUGUGGAGAAAUGUCUAAGAGAUGCUAAGAUGGACAAAAGAAGUGUUGAUGACGUUGUACUUGUUGGUGGUUCUACCAGAAUUCCCAAGGUUCAGCAACUACUCCAGGACUUCUUUAAUGGAAAGGAGCUGUGCAAGAGCAUUAACCCUGAUGAGGCUGUUGCUUAUGGUGCGGCUGUUCAGGCUGCAAUCUUAAGUGGUGAGGGCAAUGAGAAGGUUCAGGAUCUUCUCCUCCUUGAUGUCACUCCUCUAUCACUUGGAUUGGAGACUGCUGGUGGUGUGAUGACUGUUCUGAUUCCUAGGAACACUACAAUUCCAACAAAGAAGGAACAGGUUUUCUCAACAUAUUCUGAUAACCAGCCAGGUGUGUUGAUCCAGGUCUUUGAGGGUGAGAGAGCAAGGACCAGAGAUAACAAUUUGUUGGGCAAAUUUGAACUUUCUGGCAUUCCUCCUGCUCCCAGGGGUGUUCCUCAGAUUACAGUCUGCUUUGACAUUGAUGCCAAUGGUAUCUUGAAUGUCUCUGCUGAAGAUAAAACCACUGGACAGAAAAAUAAGAUCACCAUCACCAAUGACAAGGGUAGAUUAUCAAAAGAAGAUAUUGAGAAGAUGGUUCAAGAGGCUGAGAAGUACAAAUCUGAGGACGAAGAGCAUAAAAAGAAGGUUGAGGCCAAGAAUGCCUUGGAAAACUAUGCAUACAAUAUGAGGAACACUGUGAAGGAUGACAAGAUUGGGGGCAAGCUGGAUCCUGCCGACAAGAAGAAGAUUGAGGAUGCAAUUGAGCAAUCAAUUCAAUGGCUAGACAGCAACCAGCUUGCAGAGGCAGACGAGUUUGAAGACAAAAUGAAGGAAUUGGAAAGCAUCUGCAAUCCUAUCAUUGCUAAAAUGUACCAGGGUGGUGCUGGUCCAGACAUGGGUGGUGUUGGUGCUGGUGCUAGUGCUGCAGAAGAUGAUUAUACUCCUUCUGGUGGAAGUGGCGCAGGUCCCAAGAUUGAGGAAGUGGACUAA
This is a messenger RNA of Sphenostylis stenocarpa, 1968 nucleotides long. Lineage: Eukaryota; Viridiplantae; Streptophyta; Magnoliopsida; Fabales; Fabaceae. The record is from the annotation of a GenBank genome assembly.